Microthlaspi erraticum is the source of this 348-nucleotide messenger RNA. NCBI's taxonomy places the organism in Eukaryota, Viridiplantae, Streptophyta, Magnoliopsida, Brassicales, Brassicaceae. The record is from the annotation of a GenBank genome assembly.
AUGGACGCAGCUCAAUUGAACACACAAAGGACGAAUGAGGAAAUCAUCUUGAAGACCAGCUCAACCACCUACUCGACCAUACUUCCGCGAUCUGUGCACUUGCAGAGGUGCAUGACUAGGAGGUCCAACAAGGACAACCUAGUUGAACAUCCAGAGAUAGACAAGCUUGAGAAGCAACUUAGGAAGCAGAAAGCCCAAGAGAUGGCCGACGAAGCAGCUCGCGCUCACGCCGCUGAAGUGGCGCGCGCUCAAGAAGAAGGAAGAGAUCCACCUCCUCCUCCUCCUAAUCCCUGCUGGAGAUGUGAACGCACAACCCCAAGCUGGAGCACCUACAAUCGGAGACUAUGA